Messenger RNA from Penicillium brevicompactum, 2445 nucleotides. RefSeq lists its product as uncharacterized. The transcript is spliced from 2 exons. Lineage: Eukaryota; Fungi; Ascomycota; Eurotiomycetes; Eurotiales; Aspergillaceae. Bases 1 to 2445 code for a protein of 814 amino acids. The record is from RefSeq and is a predicted model, not a curated record.
AUGACCUCUUCGGAUUCUCAGCACUCAUUGCUGUCCGAACAAUCUUUAUACAGUCGGCCCCAACGGUCAUGGAACCCCCUCGGCCGCUCCUCCCCCGAACCCUACCUCUACCACCCAGCAUCGCACGACAGCUGGUCCGAAGAUGCCCUACGAGACAUAGGGCUAGGCAUUUCCAAUACACACGGGGAUGCCAUCCCACUGAGCGAAAGUCACACUCCCAAGCGCGAUUCAAUUGACAGCGACGCGACCACAACCCCAGCCCACAAAACCCCGCAGACUCCGUCUCCACAUGUACGCUGCGCCAAUCGAGGGACGGUGCUCCAGAAACGGCUCGCGUGGGUUCCCUUGACGGUUUUCGUUCUCGCUGUCUAUGCGACAGUGUUUUCGGGCAUUUAUCUUGCGAUCGCACUGUGCAAGCCACGAUGGAGCAGAAUAUCAAGCGAUGGGCCGCUGGCGCCCUCCACAGCCAACUUGUUAAGUGCAUUCUUUGCGAAGACGAUAGAACUCGCCUAUGUCACUGUCUGCGUGGCGUUUCUGGGUCAAGUGCUUAGUCGCAGGGCUUUGAUGACCGAUUCGCGCGGGAUCAGUAUCUCGGAUAUGAAUAUGAGGGCGUGGAUCAUGCAGCCAGGCUCGAUGAUUGUGCACUGGGAAACUCUGCGAUACUCGGCUCUGACCUUCCUUGGGGCCAUCGCUUUGGUUGCUACUUUCGUUGCUAUGCUUUACACAACUGCAGCACAGGCUUUGGUUGCUCCGAAGCUCUCGCUUGGCUCGGUAAAACCAACAAUACUGCAAGGCAAGGUCGUCGCCAGCUUUGCCAACCCAGAAUACGUCGGUCCAAUGUGUCAAACGCCUGUGACCAACGAAAUGGAUCCAAUCAACCGCAAUACGACCUGUCUUCAAAUCGAGCACGCUGGUAAAGCCUAUCACAACUACGAACAAUGGCUAAACAAGUGGGCGGACCUGGUUCACAGCGACAAUGAGACAUCCUCCGAUCUACACAAAAGGCCCAAGCCAACAGGCUCGAUAUGGGACAACACAACCGUAACAGGCAGCUGGAUCGAAGUCCAAGAUAUGACCACCCUCUCCAAAAAGCACAAUCGAAUGAUCAACAACGUAACAAUGGCAAUGCCGCACGGCGGAAUCCCCAACACAGCAAUGGACCCCAAAAACAAAAUCAAGCAACCAAACAGCCAAGCAGACUCCGCCUCCGGCGAAGGAAAAUACAACAUAGAAGCCUCAGUUCCCUCCCCAGCCGUCAACGUCCUCUGCGCCGGAAUGUCAGAAAAAGAACUCCAACCCCUAGUCUACACAUCCUGGCCCGGAGGCUCAAAAUUCAACACAACAACCUGGUCCGGCAGUCCUCCAGAAGAUAUCCCCAAAACCGGAUAUCUGAAUCGAACCGUCGUAGACGACAUCUUCCAAUUCGGUCCCUCCCACGGCCAAGUGCCCCCAGUCUUCGGCAAGUUUCCAAAACCAUAUAAUACAAUCCUCAACGCCACGGGCCUAUAUCCUGCAAACGCAAUCUAUCUACUGGGUGCUUCGCCACCGGAUACCGAACCGGAGUACGUGAUGUGCGCUCUUCGCGCGAAGCAAACUGGUCACUGCUCGACGAAGUACAAUGCGGGAUCUAGUGGUGCAGCACUAGAUACCAGAUGCGAAGACCCAUCCAAUGACCUCGAGUACGCACGUCGACAACCUGGAUUCAUAGACGGCGUCUGGGAAUCAGACUGGAAGAACGUUGCGUCGGAAUGGGCUAAUUCGCUAAGUCUUGGUGCUGGCAUUUCAGACGGUGCCGCUAGCAAUGCGCGUCUGUUGAUGCAGAUGGUGCCUCGGUAUGACGGGGGCUAUGCGCUUGACGCAAAUAUGCCUAGCAUUGCAGAAGCGCUUGCUGUUAUGGCUGGGUGUACUUUGAUAUUGAGUUCGCAGGAUGCGCCAUUCUAUCACUUUUGGAAUUAUACUGAGCAUGUUCUUGGUGAGGCUGUUUAUCAGCGGUUUAAUGGAACAGUUCAGGCUGUUAGUUAUGCGUCUGGAGCAGCGGAGAAGUGGCAGGGGAUAUUUUUUGUGAUAUUGGUAUUCGCGUUCUUGACUAGUGCUGUUUGUUUGGGAUUUAUGAUUGUUGAAGCUAGGGGACGGCAAGUGACUGAUUUCACGGAGCCGCAGAAUCUGUUCGCGCUUGCGGUGAAUAGUCCGCAGAGUUCGCGGUUGGAAGGGGCUUGUGGGUGUGGGCCUUGUGGGAAGCAGUUGAAGGAGAGGUGGUUUAUUGGGAUGCAGGAGAAUGAUGAGCACUAUUAUAUUGGGACGAAGGGGGAGGAGAAGCCUUUGCUUGAAAGGAGAGGAGGGCUUGAGCCUAUGGGCGAAGGGGGUGAAAGGGGGAUGGUGAGUCCGAUGGUGAAUGAGUUUCGAAAGGUGUCGAAGAGGACGUCGUUUUUGGCGAAGCUCUACUGA